Ochlerotatus camptorhynchus is the source of this 598-nucleotide messenger RNA. RefSeq names its product selenoprotein F. Gene Ontology annotation, cellular component: endoplasmic reticulum lumen. Bases 88 to 585 code for a protein of 165 amino acids. Lineage: Eukaryota; Metazoa; Arthropoda; Insecta; Diptera; Culicidae. The record is from RefSeq and is a predicted model, not a curated record. Gene Ontology annotation, molecular function: oxidoreductase activity. The transcript has 3 exons.
AUCUUGUGAAGUGGCUUGAGUGUUGUGCGUUUUGAGUUUAACAUUCGUAAUCUACUUGGAGAUUAAAAAAAAAAGCAUCCAUUAAAUAUGUAUAGACUUGUAACCCUCUUACCUCUACUAAUUUUAGCAUUCCAAAAAACAAGUGCCGAAUUUACCGCAAAAGACUGUCGCGAUCUAGGCUUUAUCAAGUCCCAGCUGUUUUGCUCGUCCUGCAAUACAUUAGGCGAAUAUGGCCUGGAUGAGUUAAAGGAUCACUGUCUGGAGUGUUGCCAGAAGGAUGCAGAGAGCACCGGCAAGCUUAUGGUUUAUCCCAAGGCGGUGCUAGAAGUGUGUACCUGCAAAUUCGGCGCCUAUCCCCAGAUUCAGGCCUUUAUAAAAAGCGACCGCCCUCAAAAGUUCCCAAACCUAACGAUAAAAUACGUUCGCGGUUUAGAUCCUAUAGUGAAGCUGAUGGACGAGGCUGGAAAUGUAAAGGAAACACUGUCAAUUACCAAAUGGAACACCGAUACCGUACAGGAGUUUUUUGAAACGCGGCUCACGAAAGUCACGGAUGAAGGUGACUACCUUUUAACGAAUAGAUUGUAAUCUUUUGUAAUAA